GGGCCGCGACUGUCAGUGGGUGCGAGUCUGCGAUACCAGCGAGUUCAGCGCUGUACGGCCCGGCUCUACCUCUCUCGAUCUCACUGUGUGCGACGAACGAAAACAUUUCAGCCGACGGAGCUUCGACACACGCGCGCCUGCGUUCCUCCACCGCGAACGCUCGUUCGAUCGGCCUCGUCCUUUCGUCGUCCGAGUGUGCUCUCUCUCUCUCUCUCUCUCUCUCUCUCUCUCUCUCUCUCUCUCACUCUCUUUCUCCCUUUCUCUCUCUCUCUCUCUCUCUCGCCGACCUCUGUUGUUCGCGAACAGAAAUUGAUUUGCCUGUCAUCGAUGCGAGAACAAGGCGGUGUGUAGCAGAGCUCGCCCGACACCGGCACGUGUGCAGUGCGACGUUUCCUUCGCCAAGGCUCGCACAGCAAGCGAGAAGAGAUCGUCCACCAGUAGCUAGUUCAACAGUCAUCACGACGACCAGAAAGAAGCAGCAGCGAGGCAGCUCCCGAGGCAGAACUGUGCUCACUGCCGCGGGACACGGCGGCCAGAAAACGAUGGAGUCCGCCUCUGGCGCCACUGCCGCUAGCUGUCAGGUCAAAGGCUGCAAAGCGAACAAGAGGUCGGCCAAGCACCACGACAGCUACAUCGCUAAGGAGAACAACAACCUCAACUCAUGCAGCGACGAGGAGAACGUCGACGAGCAACCGCAGAAGCACAGCAGCAAGAAGAGCCAGUCGCCCAAGUCUACCCACAAUAACAAUAACAGCAGCAGCAAUGCGAAGAACAACAACAAUAACAAAGUCGGCAGCAAGUCGAGCUUCGGCGGCAGCAAGUCGCCGAGCAAGCCAACAACCCCAGAUCUCACUUACAGCAAGGUCGUGAGCAACAGCAUCCUCGCCAACUACGACUGCAUCAAGAUUCCACCCAUCAGCAUCCCCAGUAUCAGCGUGCCAAUUGUCGGCAGCACUCCGCUCAUCGCGACGACGACAGACAGCAGCAACAGCAGCAGCAGCAGCAGCGUCAGCGCGGACGAGCAAGACAAUGUGAUAAACGAGGAAAGUAACAAGUUGGCUCAGCAGCAGCAGCAAAUUGUUGCGGCCGCCAACAAUAAUAAUAAUGAGAAGAAGACUGCAAUCAACAACAACAACAACAACAACAACAACAACAACAACAACAACAACAACAACAACAGCAACAAUAACAGCAACAACAACAAGGACGCGGAGGCCCAGCAGAGGCGGGCGGUCCUGUCGUUCGAGCAGGUCUGCCGACUAAACGACGUGAUGAACGAGGUGGUGAGCAUACACGGUCGCGGUAACUUCCCCACGCUGGAGGUGAGGCUGCGGGAUCUGGUGACAGUGGUGAAAGGCAAGCUCGAGGCCGAUCCGAGCCAAGGUGGCGCGGGCAUGCGGGUCCGCGACAUCAGACUGAACGGGGGCGCCGCCUCGCAUGUGCUCGCCACCGAAUCGCAGCCCUACAACGAUCUCGAUCUCAUAUUCGCCGUGGAGCUGUCCAGCGGGCGCAACUACGAUAAGGUCAAGGCCGCGGUGCUCGGUUCCCUGUUCGAUCUUCUGCCCGAGGGCGUAUCGCGCAAGAGGAUCACCACCUGCAGCCUCAAAGAGGCUUACGUCUCCAAGAUGGUCAAGGUCAGCAAUGACGGUGACCGCUGGAGCCUGAUAUCGCUUGGCAACUCGCGCGGACACCGCAACGUCGAACUCAAGUUCGUCGACUCGAUGAGGCGCCAGUUCGAGUUCAGCGUGGACUCCUUCCAGAUAGUCCUUGACUCGCUGCUGCAGUACCACCAGGAGCGGCAGCAGCAGCAGCUGCAGCUACAGCAGCAGCAGCAGCGCGAGCAGGACCAGAAGGAGGACUCCUCGGCCGAGUUGAACGAGAGCUCGUAUCCCGAGGUGGUUGGUGAGUCGGUGUACGGCGACUUCCACGAGGCGCUGUACCACCUGCAGAAGAAGCUGAUCUCGACGAGGCAUCCCGAGGAGAUCCGCGGCGGUGGACUGCUCAAGUACUGUAACCUGCUGGUGAAGAUGUACAAGCCCGCGCAGCCGGACUAUAUCAAGACCCUGGAGCGCUACAUGUGCUCGCGCUUCUUCAUCGACUUUCCCGACAUCGGCCAGCAGAAGGCCAAGCUGGAGAACUACCUGUGGAACCACUUCGUGGGCGCCGAGGAGGAGGCUCUGAAGUACCAGUACCUGAUGCUACUGCACAGCGUGGUCGAGGAGUCGACGGUGUGCCUGAUGGGCCACGAGCGGCGGCAGACUCUGGCGCUGAUCGAAUCGCUGGCUUACCAGGUGCUCUGCCAGGAGCAGCAGCGGCUGACCAAUCACCAGGCGCCUGCGCCGGCCUACCUCUACGCCAACGGCUACUACUACGCCCCCGUCAUACCCACGGCCUGCUACACCUGCACCUGCAACUCUUGGAUGGCCUGCUCGUCGUGAUGCGCCGAAUACAGCGCCCACUCUCGCACUCGCACGGGCGAGGGCUAGACAUCCACGAGCUCACGCUCUGUUCUCAUUAUGUCAUUGCACAUCAACGCCAGCGUCGCGCCUCUUUCUGAUGGAUUUGCCGAUGAUGCUUGCGCGACGCCGUCUACACAUCACACCCCAUCUAUCGACGACCACAGUAUAACAAGGCAGUUCUUUUUAUCUUUCUUUUCUUCUCUUCUCGACUCGCGUGGAUCACAUGUAAAUGCUCUGAGUUGGCCAUCCUUCAUUAUUAAAUGUACUACUGUUGAACGAGAGACAGAGCCGUGACUCUUCAGACGCGUACACACACACGCACACAAAUUAUAAGAAAGUACACUGACACGCAUACACACACGCGCGCGCUGAAGCAAAUUGAAGGCUCGAAGAAAAAAGACUUUUUUAAACGACGAUAAUGGGGGAGCAGUGCGCACGAUGAUGCGCGUCCGUGGUGUGUCUCUUCGCUCUUUUUUCGUCAUGACUUAUAUGAUGAUUACUUAAACUAUACGACGAGCCAACAAUCACGACGACAACAGAUUAUACUAUGCUGCUGAUAUCAUGUAUCUAUUGUUGCUAAUGAUGGUGAUGCUGCCACACUUCAUGGCAAAUUUCUCUCCUCUCGGCGAUCAAGAAAAAGAAGAAGAAGAACAACAAACCAUCUUUUUUCAAAUCAACAGGUGCUGUGCUUAAAAAAAUAAACAACAACAAAAAAUGAAUUGUCUGUGCGCGACGAGAAGAGGAUCGACGGCCAUAAGUAUGUAUAUCGCGAUGCGUUUCUUUCUCAGCAAAAAACAAAAAGAAAUGUAAUAUGAUAAUAACGUUGUGUCGCGCUGUAAUAUGUUAUAUCUUUCUCUGAUAAUCAUUCCUAUAUACGUAUAUAUGUGGGAAUUCGACCGAUGAUGAUUAUGCGAAAAUGUAUGAGUGCACUCACAAACACAGACGACACAUACGUUGCGUACUACGACACACUUGACAUACAGAAACCAAAAGAGAUACGAGUAAAAUGUUAUUAUAGUGUUUGUGCGAAGGAAAGAGCGAUACGGAAUCAAGAUUCACAUUUAUAGAUAUACAUAUAUGAGGCGUUGUGCAUUUUUGCAAUUUAAAAAAAUUAUUAUUACCCUUCUGGAUUCGAUGAUGAUUGAUAUUUCGGCGGGGAAAUUAAAAUCCACUAUACACGCAAGUAUACUUUAAUUAAUUAUUCGAUUAAUUGAUAUGUGUGGCUGUGAUAAAAAGCAAGCUCUUCUUUUUCGUUUUUUUUUGUUCGUUAAAAAAAGAAAACAAAAUAAAUCUUGGAAUCCUUACGAUGAUGUUGACAUGUUACGCAGAAUUUAAAAAAAUAUAUAAAUACGGUUAAUCUUCAGGAAUAAUGCGAUAAUUAUUGAUGUAAAUUCGAGGAAAAUUUUAAAAGUAUCAAUAUGUAGACACGAGUCAUAUUUGAAAAUGGAAAAGAAAAUCAAUUGACGAGAGGUGCAGACAAGUCAAGAACAGCGAAAAAAAAGUAUAAAUUCCGUACUUAAUCAAGCACGAGGCACUCAACUCGUGUGCUAAUCCCCGUACGGGAAGCGAAGCGACAUAUAUAGAUCUCGCACAUGCCAAAUUACGCUUUCUUUUUGUUUGUUUUUUCUUUUUUUACAAAAAAGUGUGUUACCCGCAGGGAGAGAGGGGCGGGGGAGGGGGGGGGGGCGGAGAAAGAGUAAGAGUACAAUGAACCUGUGCGCCGCGUGUGUCAAGUGUCACGGAUAGCGCGAGUAUACACACACACACACAUGCGCAAGCGCGUGCGAACUAAGAAAAAUUCGCAAGCAAGCUCUCGCGCUGCGCUGCUUGCCAGUACUCGCGGAUCGAUAUCGAGCGGUGACCUCUUUCCCGGACUACUCUCACUUCUACUGUAUGUGUGUACUGCGCGCGCAAAAGCCUCUUUUAACCUUCGGAUAAUACAACUGCUACAACCAUCGUUAUACCAAUUACAAGUUGCUCUCGGUUUUGGAUUUUCUCGUUGUGCAUGGUUUGUCUUGUCAAAAAUUGAUCUUUAAAACGGUUAUUAUUUUUUAUUACUUCUGGUGCAUUGCUUUUUAGUUUCAUACAAAAGAAACGCGUGAAAAAAGGUGUGUGUAUGUGUUCGCGCGCGUGAAUUAUAUUAUCAGUUGAUGUAAUCGAGUGACGAAAGUUACUUGCGAGAAAGGGAAAAAUCGUUGCAAGUGACUAUGAUGUUUACUAUACAUAUACGCUUCUAUGAUUUUUAUUCGUGUACACUCGCGGCGACAGCGACGACGACGAUCCUAUCGCACGAUUAUCGUAAUAUGUAUCUACAUAUGCGGGUUGAACGCGCAUCGGUUGAACUUUUUAUUUUCUCUUUCUAUUGCGACCGAACUCGACUAACGAAAAAGAUAAAAUGAAAAAAAAUUGAAAAAAUUAAAAAUUUAAAAAAGGUGACAUAAAAAAAAACUUUUAAAAAAUGGAAAAAAUUAGACUGAUGAGAGACUCAAAUCGGAGUUGAAUGGAUAGCUUGCGUGUUACGUUAUUUUUUGUGAUUCGUUUUAUCGCGAAUGAGGAGAUGCGCGUUAUAUAAUACGAAAUUAAAACUUAGCGAAAGUAGUGCGAAAAUGAAAAAAAAUUAUUCCGUUGAGAUGUCACGUCUAAAGUGUUCACGAGCACUUGACGGAGCAAUCGAAUAUCGACACAAAAAAAGAUUAUUUUGAGCGUGAUAUGUAAUUAAUUAUAUUAUACAGUAAAAAGCUUUAAUAUAAUCGAUAACAAAAAAUUACUAACAAUUAAGUUUUAAAGAAUACGAGCGGGUAAAGUCGCUUUGCGGUCGCUUACGGGACGGCGUAAAACAGACGAAUAACGUUAGUAAAACAUAAUAGACUGUCUUUCAAUGAAAAAAAAGUAAAAAUAUAACGUCGCAAGACAAACUCUUAUUACGUAAAAAUUGAGUAUAUAUACUACACAAAUAUACAUAAUUGAACGUGUUUGAAAAAUGAGAAAUGCGUUUCCUUUGCUCCUCUUCUUUUCAUUGACUGGUUUUUAUUGUCUUUCCGUAUAGUAAAAGCGUAAUAAGGUAGCUUUGAUUUGAGAUCGCUAUGUAAUCAUGUACUCAAGAAGGACGAACGCCCGAGAUAACUGAGAGAGUGAGAGUGCGUACGUAUAUAUUUAUGAGAUAAUAAAGUGCGAACGAGUGAAAGAGUACAAGAGGAGAGACAAAAAAAUUUCUUUUGCGAUAUGAUUUAUGGGAGGGAGAGAAAAGAAAAGACAGAAAAAAAUACAAUGGUCCAGCGCGAUAAUUUAGCGUAAUGAGUAAUAAUUUACCAUGAACACGAGAAUGAAAAAAUAUGUUGUAGCGAAUACCAUGCAUAACGACCGCAUCUCAUUACUGUUAUAUACAUAUACUUUUUAUCACAAGCAAAACAAGUAAAUACAAUCAAGCAUCACUAAUAAUUAUCAAUAUAUUAUAUGUGUAAUGCUUAAACGAAUUAUAAUGUAAUACAUGAUAAUUGAUAGUAAAGCUCUGUAAAAGUGUAUAAGACUAUCGUCUAGUUAGCUUCAUUAAUGAAACAAAACAAAAAAAUCAAGUACCUAUUGAAUUAUUUGAUAAAAAAAUAGUCCUUACGAGCGAGGGCAAGACUAUACACUAUAUAGAAUGAUUUUUAAAAGUUAUUAAGAAAACAAUAAUGUACAUAUUAUUAUUAUCAUUAUAACUACUAUUAUUAUUAUUAAUAUUAAUUAUAGUACAUGAAACUCAUACGUCAUGUUGUAGAACGAAACAUUAAGAUUUAGUUGCGCUCGCCACUCUACUGCUAUACACUUACCUACUCAAAUACACACUUACGCAAAACAAUACAUGGAACACAUUAUACAAGAAUGUAGAAGAAUUUUUAAUCUGAAAUACGAACAGAAGAACGAAGGCAACAAUGAAACCAUGCAAUAAAUAUUGUGCGCAAAUGAAAAAACUACCGCGCGUAGCAGUGGAUCUUUCGUUUGCGCAAAAACGUUUGCUCUGCUUUUCAUUGCUUCAUCUUUCUUUCUUUCUUUCGUUUGGCAAGCAUCGAGGAAUGAUUCCUACUGGUGAAAAAAAGUCAAGUAAAUACAGAAAUUCACUGACAUUAUUGGUGGAUCUUCAUUCUCCUUGUGAUAAAACUUAGUUUUCGUUUACUUUUUGUGCAUCAGGGGUAUCGUUCUCUCGAGAUUCAUCACACUUAGGAUAAAUACGUAUAUGCGUAUGGAAUACAGUCAUGAAAAUAUACACACGCACACUCACACAUUUUCGUAAAGAAAGUGAAUGAAGGUGAAUAUGAUCGAUAUCGAAUAAGUAGAGAGAGCGCAAGGCAGAAAAAGACUUGAAAACUGUUAAGAUUUUCUUUUUAUUUUCUGGAUGAUGACAAGUAAGUUAUUCAUGAUAAAAACGUAGUACCACAACGAUACGAUUCACGUUACGUUUAUACUUUUGAGAUGAUAUCGAAAAUCUUUUUCGCAACCAUGUGCUUUCUUUUCUGCUGUUCUUUUUAAUGCGACUGUCAAGUUAUUAUAAUAUUGUUGAAUGAGAAAUAAUGUUGUUACGAUGACCAUUUGACGUCGUUAUUGAACAAAAAAAAUCAACUUUUUGCUACAUACACUACUGUGAACCGUAUUUUUUAACUAAAUGAUAAAAAACAAAACAUUUGUUACGAUUCUAUAUUGUACGAAAACUCUGUACGGUUAUUUUCAUGAUAUACUUCAGUCGGUGACUACUCGAAGAUAAGGCGCCUAGUGAAAACUUGGCUUUGUAAGCUCACGUACACACAACACAUCCCACUCUUGUAAAGAGACAAGGAAGACAAAGAAAAAAGAAAAUUAGCUUGGAAAAAUUCUUUGCACUACUCGUAGAGACGUAUUAUAGAUAAUACUACAAUAUAGCAAAAAUCGUCAAUAUUGUUUCAAAGAGAUUCGUAGUCAAUGUGACGAAACUUUUUUUCAAAUGGUAACGAGUGAUUUUUCUCUACAGAUAGUAUGACUUAAUACCAAAGUCAAAGAACGGUAGUAUAAAGAGAUUUUUUCCGUUAAGCCGGUUUUUUUUGUUUCAUUUGGCGAGGACUUCUUUUCCUUUGCUCAUGUUGCCGAGAACUGUUUUUAUUUCUGAUUGUUUUGCCCGUCGCAUAUAUUAUAUUAUAUAUAAAUAUUAUAAUUCGCGUAAUUACGUACGAGAUAUCCGUCGAUUUUUACGCCGGCAUUUAUUUACAUCGAUUUAUUGUGUAGCCAUGUGUAAACGAACGUGACGUUUUAUUUAAUCACGGCAUUGGAAAAAAAUAAUAAUAAUCGUAAUUGACAUCCGUUAGUUUUCCCAAAAGAGAAAAAAAAUAUAUAUAUCGCAGAUUUUAAAGACAAAGAAGAAAAGGAACCUAAAAGAGGAAGCGACCAAAUAGAAUGAUUGUCGCGACCGAUUUGUAGCAUUGUACAAUCUACUCACACUUUCGUAUCAAUGUUUUGCUGCUAAUCGCAAAAUAUACAAGGAUAAACUGUGAAUCGCAGAUUAUUAAAGAUUUACAAAUUUCAUAUUGAUAAAGCGCGCGUAGAUGAUGAGAUGAUAGAUUUUUAUCGAUUCCCCGCUAUUAUACAGCGUAUAGAAGUAAUGAAAGAAAAACAAAAUAAAGACAAUUGAAAUGUUGAAAUCUUAUUAGUCGUUUAUUUAUCCUGCGAAAGCUCUUGAACAGAGAUAUCAAAUGAAAUUUAAGCAAAGUUAACGAUGAUGAACAAAUGCUGGAUGCUGAAGAAGACGCUCGAAGGGAAACGAAGACGACGAGGAAAAAUUCUAUUAUAAAUUAAGUAUAAGUGGGCCCCGAUCCGGUUGAUUUUUUUACUUCUCUGACUUGCCCAUCAAUAUAUAUUCCCAUAUAAAGAAAUGUUACAAUAAAAAAAAAUAUAAAAAUGGAAAUAAAUAUCGUACAUAAAUACCAACCCAAACA
Phymastichus coffea is the source of this 8398-nucleotide messenger RNA. RefSeq names its product terminal nucleotidyltransferase 5C-like. The transcript has 2 exons. Gene Ontology annotation, biological process: mRNA stabilization. Bases 543 to 2438 code for a protein of 631 amino acids. Lineage: Eukaryota; Metazoa; Arthropoda; Insecta; Hymenoptera; Eulophidae. The record is from RefSeq and is a predicted model, not a curated record. Gene Ontology annotation, molecular function: poly(A) RNA polymerase activity; RNA binding.